Sardina pilchardus (European sardine) is the source of this 2305-nucleotide messenger RNA. RefSeq names its product docking protein 2 (gene dok2). Gene Ontology annotation, cellular component: cytoplasm. Bases 143 to 1894 code for a protein of 583 amino acids. The record is from RefSeq and is a predicted model, not a curated record. Gene Ontology annotation, biological process: cell surface receptor protein tyrosine kinase signaling pathway; positive regulation of MAPK cascade; Ras protein signal transduction. The transcript is spliced from 6 exons. NCBI's taxonomy places the organism in Eukaryota, Metazoa, Chordata, Actinopteri, Clupeiformes, Clupeidae.
GGUGCUUGCACAAUUCAGAAAAGCUACAAAUGCAGACCGUCAUACUCAGCUGAGCCAGUGAAGGAGUAGGGUGUCCUGGUGAUAAAGAGGGAGAGAGAGAGAGAGAUAAGAGACAGAGAGAGAGAGAGAGAAUAAAGGAAACAUGGAGGAGGACAUCAGGAAAAGAGGAAUGUUGUACCUCCAGCAGCAGAGGUUCGGCAAGAAAUGGAAGAAGGUGUGGACCAUCUUGUACAGAGAGAGCACCUGCUCCAUCUCCCGUCUGGAGUUCUUCGAGUGCAAGGACGGCAUGAGCACCCUGGAGAAGCCCAACCGCAAGCAGGACAACAAGAAGGUGAUAAAGCUGAGCGACUGCAUCCGUGUGUCGGAGGUGGAUAUUGAGGGAUGCCCUCGGGACUGUGGGCCUUUCCUGGUGGAGACCACAGAAAAGCUAUUCAUCUUUGCUGCCGACAACACGGAAAUAGAAGACUGGACACAGAGGCUUUGUGAAAUUGCUUUCCCAAUGAAGCGAGGCGACCGCGGGGCUGGGCCCAGGCGAGGCAGUCUUCCCAGGGUGGGAGACGCUGAUGGAGUCAGUAUGGAGAACAACAGCCUGUAUGGUGAAAGAGAAAGAGGGAUGAAAGACUUCAAGGUGUGCGCGAGGCGGUCGGAGACAGCGGACAAGUGCGGCCUGAAGGGCUACUACCUGAUGAGGACCGACUUGGAGAGCCUGCUGCUGAAGGACCCCAGGACGGGGGAGGUGCUGUACACCUGGCCCUACCGCUUCCUCAGGCGCUUCGGACGGGACAAGAUGACGUUCUCCUUUGAGGCUGGCCGGAGGUGCCAGUCGGGCGAGGGCAACUUUGAGUUCGAGACGAAGCAAGGCAACGAGGUUUUCCAGGCGGUGGAGGCGGCCAUCAACCUCCAGCGGCCCACGAUGCCUCGCCGGCAGACCUCGGGAGGAGUCCAGGAGAAGGAGACGCCAGCAGCAGCGCCCCCUGCAGUCCCGACGGAGGAUCGCAGGAUCUACAGCACGGUGGACGAACGGCAGGUGGGCCAGGCCGGACAGAGCAGGAUCGGACGCUCCCCACCCGACGGUCAGCCGUGCUGCCGUCUGGACGCCCCGGCGGCGGACAAAGUCCUGACCGGGGUCAAGAGCCUCAACAUAGACUCGCGGCCCAUGCCGCGCAAGAGCCAGGUGAAAAACUUCCGCAGCUGCCCGCUGGCCAAAUCCGAGGAGCAGACGUACUCGCAGAUCACCCUGGGCAGCAUGGACCACGGCACCGAGAGGUCGCGGAGCCCGGGGUCACUGUCGGCGGACGCCGACGCCGACUACUCGCUUCCCUUCGACGCCAUCGCCAAGAACGUGAUGGCGGACAUCCUGCAGGGCUCUCGGCACGGCGGCCCGCCGGCCCUGACUGACCAGCAGCAGGCCGGCGAACGGGACACGGCCGCGCGGCAACACGAGGACCGCGACCACCACCACCACCACCACGACGACGGACCGGACCCGCUUUACGACUCCAUCGACGAGAUGGCCAUCGGCGCGGCGGCGAUCCGGAUCCGCACCGACAGCCCGAAGACGUACACGCGUGCCGAGCACAUCUACGACGAGCCGGAGGGCGUCGCCCUGGGGCCGGCCAAGAGGGCGGGGUCGGCCGAGCUCGCACAGGGCUCCGGCAGCGCCGCGUCGCUGUACGACGACCCCGAGGAGGUGAAAGGUCAGGCGUGGAGGAUCAUGGGCGAGGCGGGCGACCCCAGCGGGCACGAGUACCCGUACAACCCCAACGCGGACGACUACGCCGUCCCCAAGCCACCGCGCCGCGCCUUCAAGCCCCCGUUAGACCGGGAGCUCGAGGACAGCCGGGACAACGGCCUGUCCCCUUACGACAACGUGAACGUGAAAAAGAAAAAUUGACUCGAGUUCAAAAGACAGACACAAAAAAAUCCACAAACUCUCAGAACACUCAUCAGAUGGAGUCAGAUACCACGCGGCUCUCUGUCUUUGUUUCCGUUGGACUGGAGCUCGUUUAAGAUGGUGACAUGAUCUGCCGUGACUUUGUCAUGCUAGCGCUCACUCGGCUCUCGCAAAAGAGGAAGUGAGCGCCGGCACGGCUGAAGGGGGAACUCGGAUCAGCCAGUGUGAAUGUGUGAACUUGAAUGUGCUUGUGGCCUGGCGGACUUCUGCUGGGGUCAUUUAAAACCAACAACAACAAAAAAACUUGUCAAGUGUAAGCAGUCUGGUCUUAUCACUUUGUCGCUGUAUGAUGGCAAUAUUUGUGUUAUUUUUAUUUGUUCAGUAAAUGAUUUUACCCAAAACAGCUGAAAA